This is a messenger RNA of Crotalus tigris (Tiger rattlesnake), 2448 nucleotides long. It is a transcript of the gene NAALADL1, whose product is annotated as N-acetylated alpha-linked acidic dipeptidase like 1. NCBI's taxonomy places the organism in Eukaryota, Metazoa, Chordata, Lepidosauria, Squamata, Viperidae. The coding region runs from base 125 to 2353 and encodes 742 amino acids. The transcript is spliced from 19 exons. Gene Ontology annotation, molecular function: carboxypeptidase activity. The record is from RefSeq and is a predicted model, not a curated record.
CACGCCUGCGUUUUCAUCACGCCCCAGCCCCCAGGAAGAUCUGCCCAGAGCCAAGAGCUAAAGAAAAGGGCUGCCAGUGUCUCUUGAACAACCAGACGCCCCUCUUCCUGGGUUACUGGCAGCCAUGGCCAGCUGGAAAUACAUUCUGGGCUCGGUCUUGGGUGGGGCGCUGCUGCUGACCGCGGGGAUCCUGCUGGGGCACUUCGCCAUCCCCAAAGAGGGGCCUUCCCCCAGCUGGCUCAGCAACGUCUCCGAGGAUCUGGACCCGGCCCUCCUGGAGGAUUUCAUGAACCAGGUGGAAGCUGCCAACAUCCGAGAGAACCUCAAGAAGCUGUCAGCCAAGCCCCAUAUGGCAACCACCAAGGGGGACCAUGAUCUAGUGAAACUCCUCCUCGAACGCUGGAGCGACCCGGAAUCUGGUCUUGACAAGGCCAUAGAGAUCCAGUAUGAUGUAUUUCUGUCCUUUCCAGACCCAAAGAGACCCAACAGAGUGCGUGUGGUGCUGGAAAACAACACGGAGGUCUUUCUGUCCAGAGAAGCUGAGGAAAAACUCACUACAGAUCAAGAAGACCCAGAUAUAGUAAAGCCCUAUGCAGCUUAUGGACCCCCAGGGACCGCCAAGGGCAAACUGGUCUAUGCCAACCAAGGAAAAAUGAGUGAUUAUGAAUUCCUUCUCAAUCAAAACAUCAGCCUCAAUGGCACCAUUGCCAUCACUCGCUAUGGAGGAGCCGGCAGAGUUGCCAAGGCAAUCAAUGGGGCAAAAUUUGGUGUCAUUGGUGUGGUGGUGUACACAGAUCCUGCAGACAUCAACGAUGGGAAAUCUUCGCCCAAUGAGACCUAUCCUUAUUCGUGGUACAUGCCCCGCUCCGGCGUAGAGAGAGGCUCUUUCAAAACCGGGUUUGGAGAUCUCCUGACACCAUAUUUUCCUGCCAAAAAUUUCACCUACCGGAUCCCAGAAGAUCAGAUCACUGGGAUUUCCACAAUCCCCAUACAACCCAUCGGCUUUGAGGAUGCCAAGGAACUGAUCUGUAACCUUGGCGGACCCAAAGCAGGGGCUGGCUGGCAAGGGGCCCUGGGCUGUGAUUACCACCUUGGGCCCGGAUUCCAAGGAAAUGGGAGCUUUCCUAACACCAGCAACGUCCAAGUGGAUGUCUACAACCAGAGAGAGAUCAAACCAUCUUCCAACGUCCUGGGGGUGAUACGAGGGAGCGUGGAACCAGAUAGAUACGUCCUGUAUGGGAACCACCGGGAUAGUUGGGUUCAUGGAGCCAUCGACCCUAGCAGUGGAACAGCUGUCAUGCUUGAAAUCACCCGUAUUUUGGGGAAGAUGGUGAAGGAAGGGAAGUGGCGCCCACGGAGAACCCUCGUUUUUGGCAGCUGGGGUGCUGAAGAGUUCGGCCUCAUCGGCUCGACAGAGUACACAGAGGAAUUUUUCAGCAAACUGCAAGAGAGGAGCGUGGCCUACAUCAACGUGGAUAUUGCCGUCUUUGCUAAUGCCACGCUGAGGGUCCAAGGGACGCCCCCAGCCCAAAAUGUCAUUUUUGCAGCUGCUCAGCAGGUCAAGACCCCAGCAGACGCUUCACUGUCAGUCUAUGAAAACUGGAAACGCCACUUCAGCAGAAAUAGCUCGGUCUACGGAAUAAUCCCCAGCUUAGGGUCCCUGGGGGCUGGAAGUGAUUUUGCUCCUUUUAUCCACUUUCUGGGCAUCACCGCGAUGGAUAUCGCUUACACUUACGAUCGGAGCAAAACGUCAGCGCGCAUUUACCCGGCCUACCACACGGCCUUUGACACCUUCGACUACGCAGACCGAUUUAUCGAUCCAGGCUUCACCAGCCACCGGGCCGUGGCGCAAACGGCUGGCAACGUCCUGCUGCGCUUGGCGGAGUCCUUGAUCUUGCCUCUCAACGUGAGCAACUAUGGGGAGACGUUGCAAGCCAUGUACGACACAGCCGAGCGAGUGUUCCAGGUGGACCUCCUCAACCACAACAUCUCCCUUGUCCCACUCCGCAAUGCAGUUGUGCGCUUCCAGUCUGCAGCAGCCGACCUCAACCAGCGCAUCGCAGGCUUGAAAAAUGAAGACUCUCCCAGCCCUCUUGCUCUGCGGAUGGUGAACGACCAGCUGAUGUUGCUAGAACGGACAUUUUUAAACCCACGAGCUUUCCCAGACAAAUAUUAUUACAGUCACGUCAUCUGGGCCUCCCAAUCGUCGUCCGUGGCUACCUUCCCAGGCCUGGCCGACGCCGUGGUUGCUGCAAAAGAGCAGGGCAAGUGGGACCAGGUCCAUAAACAUCUAACGGUGGUUAUCCAAGCGGUGGAAAACGCUGCCUCCUUUCUUGAACCCGUGGCCGAAUGACCGGCAUCCUCGUAGCCCUCGUGGGAAGCCUCAGUUAUGAAAAGCCAGCUGUAUGUCUUCUGAAGAAAUAAAAGCUUCACACUUGAUAAACCCUU